This is a messenger RNA of Angiostrongylus costaricensis, 426 nucleotides long. Lineage: Eukaryota; Metazoa; Nematoda; Chromadorea; Rhabditida; Metastrongylidae. The record is from the annotation of a GenBank genome assembly.
AUGGAUAUCGAUUCAUUCGAACAUCUAACAACCCUAAUCGGACCUUUACGAUUGAAGAGAUGUGGGUUAACACAGGAUUUGACAAUCUUCGUCGUUUACGCGCCGGCAUCAAAUUAUGACGAAGAAGAAGUUGAAGCGUUCUAUAUGGACUUGGAGAAAUUCAAUAGAGAAGACCAUAGAUUCUUCAAAGUUAUCACUGGAGAUUUUAACGCCAAGAUUGGACCAAGAAAAACGCCUGAAGAACGUCACAUUGGGACCCAUGGAUUAGAAAGUAACGAGCAGGUUGAGAGGCUGCCCGAGGUCAUCAUAUCGACCGAAACAAUUCAUGGUAACUCGCAAUUCCAGAAGCCCCACCCUCAAUACUGGACGUGGGAGUCUGCCAAUGGAGAGUCCCGCAACGAAACAGACCAAAUCAUGGUAAACUGA